AUGGCUACGAACACUAAGGCUGUGGACGCUAAGAAAGCGGACCUGCAGAAAGAUACUGUCGAUGUCCACGCCAAACAGCAUAUGACAACCGACUAUGGAGUCAAGAUCUCCAACCCUGAUAACUGGCUCCGUGCUGCGGAUGAUAAGCAGACCGGGCCAUCGCUCCUGGAGGAUCAGAUUGCCCGUGAGAAGAUCAUGCGAUUCGACCACGAACGCAUUCCCGAGCGAGUCGUGCAUGCCCGCGGGACAGGUGCAUUCGGCACAUUCAAGCUAUUCGAGAGCGCCGAAGAUGUAACGACGGCCGGAGUUUUAACCGAUACCACUCGGGAGACGCCGGUGUUCCUGCGGUUCUCGACUGUGCAGGGAAGCCGGGGCAGCGCCGAUACGGUGCGUGACGUGCGCGGGUUCGCCAUCAAGAUGUACACCGAAGAGGGCAAUUGGGAUAUUGUCGGGAAUAACAUCCCCGUCUUUUUCAUUCAGGAUUCGAUCAAGUUCCCUGAUGUGAUUCACUCCGUCAAGCCUGAGCCGCAUAAUGAGGUGCCACAAGGUCAAAGUGCGCACAAUAACUUCUGGGAUUUCCAGUAUAUGCAUUCUGAGGUUACGCAUAUGAAUCAAUGGAUUAUGUCUGACCGUGCUAUUCCGCGGUCAUACCGGAUGAUGCAAGGAUUUGGCGUGAAUACCUAUUCACUCAUCAACAAAGAGGGCAAGCGCCAUUUCGUCAAGUUCCACUUCACCCCAGAGCUGGGCGUGCACUCGCUCGUCUGGGACGAGGCACUGAAGAUCGGCGGACAGGAUCCCGAUUUUCACCGCAAGGAUCUGAUGGACGCCAUCGAUGCCGGACACUUCCCGCGCUGGAAGUUCGGCAUCCAGCUCCUCCCCGAAGAGAAGGCCGACGACUUUGAGUUCGACAUCCUUGACGCUACCAAGGUCUGGCCCGAGGAUCUUGUGCCCAUUCGCUACAUCGGCCAGCUCGAGCUCAACCGCAACGUCGACGAGUUCUUCCCCCAGACCGAGCAGGUCGCUUUCUGCACCAGUCACAUCGUGCCUGGCAUCGACUUCUCCGAUGACCCCCUGCUCCAGGGCCGCAACUUCUCCUACUUCGACACGCAGAUCUCGCGACUCGGCCCGAACUGGGAGGAAUUGCCUAUUAACCGGCCCGUGUGUCCCUAUAUGAGCUUGGUCAACCGUGACGGCCAAGGCAAGCACCGUAUUACCAAGGGCAAGGUCAACUACUGGCCGAAUCGCUUCGAAGCCAAUCCCCCGGCCACUGCGGAGCAAGGUGGUUUCACCACCUACCCAGCGAAGAUGCAGGGCGUCAAGAAGCGCGGAUUGUCCGAGAAGUUCAAAGAGCACUUCAACCAGGCACAGAUGUUCUACAACUCUCUAUCUCAGAUCGAAAAAAUGCACGUUGCCAAGGCCUUCUCCUUCGAGCUGGACCACUGCGACGACCCCGUCGUCUACAAGCGCAUGACCGAGCGCCUAGCCGCCAUCGACCUCGACCUCGCCAAGACCGUCGCCACGAACGUCGGCGGUGACACGCCCACCCGCGCCACAAAAGAGAACAAGGGCCAAAAGGCCAAGGGUCUCAGUCAACUUGAAUACAUGCCCGAGGGACCGGUUAUCACCACACGCCGUAUCGCCAUCCUCCUCGGCGACGGUUUCGAUUACAACCAGUACACGACGAUGAAGGAGGUUCUCACCAAGCGCGGCGCAUUCGUCUUCACGAUCGGCACACAGCGCCAGGGUGUGACCGCCGAGUCAGGACAGAAGGUUGUCCCCGACCACUUCUUCGUUGGAAUGCGGUCUACCCUCUUCGACGCAGUCUUCGUCCCCGGCGGCAAGCACAUCGAGGUGUUGGCCAAGAACGGUGUCGCCAAGCACUGGAUCGCGGAGUCUUUCGCGCAUCUCAAGGCUAUCGCUGGUGUCAAUGAGGCUGUUCCCUUCAUCGAGCAGCAAAUUGGUCUUUUCGAGGUCGAAGUUGCGAAGAGCGGUGCAGCUCUCAAGGAGUCGUAUGGUGUUGUGACUGGUCACGGGGAUGCAGCCUCGCUGCUGAAGGUUGGCAAUAUUGGACCGGAUUCUAAGGGACUGGCUGAGCAGUUUAUCUGGCACAUCUCGCGACACCGUAACUGGGCUCGUGAGCUGGAUGGACUUUCGGAUCAGAUUGCUGCGUGA
Penicillium bovifimosum is the source of this 2172-nucleotide messenger RNA. RefSeq names its product catalase catA (gene catA). Bases 1 to 2172 code for a protein of 723 amino acids. Lineage: Eukaryota; Fungi; Ascomycota; Eurotiomycetes; Eurotiales; Aspergillaceae. The record is from RefSeq and is a predicted model, not a curated record. Gene Ontology annotation, cellular component: cytosol. Gene Ontology annotation, biological process: response to oxidative stress; hydrogen peroxide catabolic process. The transcript is spliced from 3 exons. Gene Ontology annotation, molecular function: heme binding; catalase activity.